AUACUGUGUGGAAUUUGAAGUUCUCAAAGCAUCAAAAGCCUGCAGGAAAGAGGAAAAUUUCAAAACACUAAAAGAAGGUGAUAGAGUCUGCGUAAGAUGCGAGUCGGAAGCCCUCCACGAAAACCUAGAAUGGAGAUGUCAAGGUCAUGGGGUUGAAGGACGUGUCACUCGAUGGUCGGCCCUUUCUGCUCCGCACUGUCACGGAAAAUGGCUCAGAGCUCAUUCUGAAUCUGAUAAGACAUGCUCGAAAAAUACUUGCAAAAACGGAGUUGGUUUUAUUUUCGUCUGAGAAAGUGCCAAGAGCUUCCACGAGAAAUAUUACAAUGAAUUAAACUGACUUUGUAUGUUAGCAUCACUAUCGUUCAUUCAUAAUGUUAAAUAAUAUUAUUUACUAUGAUUUAUUGUAUUCAAAGCACUCACAUAAGUUACUGGUUUGUUUUUUUUAAUAGACUGAUUAUGAAUAA
Messenger RNA from Leptinotarsa decemlineata (Colorado potato beetle), 464 nucleotides. It is a transcript of the gene vex, whose product is annotated as somatomedin-B and thrombospondin type-1 domain-containing protein. The record is from RefSeq and is a predicted model, not a curated record. Lineage: Eukaryota; Metazoa; Arthropoda; Insecta; Coleoptera; Chrysomelidae.